CACACACAAAUGAUGCGUCAGAAGCUGAUAGACGAAGAGCUGAAGACAUGGCGCAAACGUUUAAUAGAGAACCAGGAGACCUGAUUGAGAUAUUCCGUUGGCCCUAUAAGCACUGGGCCGUCUACAUCGGAGAGGAUGAAGUGGUUAAUUUAGUUAAUGACUGUGGUCAGUCAUCUGUUUCGUCUGCAAUUUCGAGCAACAGCAAUGGAAAGGUGAAGCGUGAGAAGCUCACUGAUGUGGUCGGCAAUGACCGUUGCCAGGUCAACAACCUGCUUGAUGAAAAGUACCAGCCUCGUGAUCCUUCCAUCAUAGUGAAGGAGGCCCUUGCGAUUGACGGCCGCGAGCUACAGUACAACAUUGUCACUUACAACAGUGAGCACUUUGCUACCGAGAUGCGAUACGGCGUGGCAGUGUCUCUGCAGAUGAAAAAACCCUCUUGGAUUGCAAACGUCGCAGGCACCGCUGUCACCUUGGUCACCGGAGCCUCCGGUGUCGCUCUAGGAGUCGCAGCAGUUGGGGCAUUUGUUACCUGUGCAGCUCUGAUUCGCAGUCGUUCCAGCAGUUAAGAGGAAAAGAACAAUAACAAAACAAGAACAAAUCACAUACACUGGCAACAAUUAAUGUUGGCAUGUAGCUGAGAGUGAUUAUGAUUUAAACUUUUAAAAAAAACGAUUUCACUUGUGCAAUCUGGAGAGAAAAAGGUUGUUGUUCAACACAGUUAAAAGACAUGUGACCUUGAAUCAGAUAAGCAGAUAAGACAUUAAAUCAUUUGGAUGAUUAUCAAUCAAUCAAUCAAUCAAAUUUUAUUUGUAUAGCCCAUAUUCACAAAUUACAAUUCAUCUCAUAGGGCUUUAACAGGGUGUGGCAUCCUCUGUCCUUAACCCUCAGCAAGAGUAAGGAAAAACUACUAAAAACCCUUUUAACAGGGUAAAAAUAUGUAGAAACCUCAGAGAGAGCCACAUGUGAGGGAUCCCUCUCCCAGGACGGACAGAAGUGCAAUAGAUGCCACGUGCAGGAAAACAUCAUCAAUAAUCAAAGUCUCUAGCAGCAUUUGAUGAGGGUAGACAUCCCGAAGGACAACCCCAACAUGACAUGCCAAGCAGUCCCGCUGCAAGCACAGUCCAUGGUCAGCAACCAUCCAGACCACGAUCCACCAUCCAGACCAGACGCCACUCCAGUCCUCAGUCUCCGUCCACCGCCGCCCACCAGGACCCAUCACAAGCCACCACCGCGGUCCUGGUCCACCGCCCG
Messenger RNA from Pleuronectes platessa (European plaice), 1251 nucleotides. Its product is annotated as phospholipase A and acyltransferase 4-like. NCBI's taxonomy places the organism in Eukaryota, Metazoa, Chordata, Actinopteri, Pleuronectiformes, Pleuronectidae. The transcript has 4 exons. The record is from RefSeq and is a predicted model, not a curated record. Gene Ontology annotation, molecular function: glycerophospholipid phospholipase A1 activity; A2-type glycerophospholipase activity. Gene Ontology annotation, cellular component: cytoplasm. Gene Ontology annotation, biological process: N-acylphosphatidylethanolamine metabolic process. Bases 48 to 566 code for a protein of 172 amino acids.